CAGCUCUCGCGUAUAGUCCGCGAGGAACCGGCUGCAAAGACUCUGAAGACCGAAGCAAAGAGCACCUACGUUAUUCUGCAACGAGCCUACCGCAAAGGACUGCUCCUGGAGAGAAACUUCGACAGCCUUUUCGAACGCUUGAUGCGUAUAGAGGCCUACAACGACAGUAGGUAUGCCCAUCGUGCCUCGCGGUGA
Chaetomium strumarium is the source of this 195-nucleotide messenger RNA. RefSeq lists its product as uncharacterized. The annotation marks the transcript as partial. NCBI's taxonomy places the organism in Eukaryota, Fungi, Ascomycota, Sordariomycetes, Sordariales, Chaetomiaceae. The record is from RefSeq and is a predicted model, not a curated record. The transcript has a single exon.